Molecule: messenger RNA, 1467 nt
Organism: Tympanuchus pallidicinctus (lesser prairie-chicken)
Lineage: Eukaryota; Metazoa; Chordata; Aves; Galliformes; Phasianidae
Gene: NKIRAS1
Product: NFKB inhibitor interacting Ras like 1
Exons: 4
Coding region: 360-1343 (327 amino acids)
Biological process (GO): canonical NF-kappaB signal transduction
Molecular function (GO): GTPase activity; GTP binding
Source: RefSeq, a predicted model, not a curated record
GGCAGCGCCUGGAGCACCCCGUGAGAGCCCCGAACCCGCCGGUUUGGGCCGUACAAAAGCGGUUAAAAAUAAAUCCUAAAAGGAAGGCGUGAGGGUUCCUAAAAAUAAAAAUGACGAAUCCUAAAAUAAAAAUUCCUAAGGGAAAAUCUUGUCGGCACCUCAGUCCCUGUCCCGAGCCGCUGGCCUUCCGCUGCGUGCGUCUGCACCGAGCCUGCUGCGGAGCAGCGCUGUGCCUCGUGCUGCGGGCUCUGCUGUCCCCGUCCCGGGGCGGCAGCGUUCCUGAGUGGACUCGGGGCUCACUGAGGAGCGUAGCGAGAGCUGGGCCUUCCCUGCCCACAGCCAGCCCCUUGCGACCGUAAAUGUGUGCCCAGCAGGGCCUGUGCCCGUCAAUUCCCAGUGUCACACUGUGUCACAUUGGCGCGGCAAGAGCCCACCGGCUUCUGCAGGCUGCCCGCUGCGAUCAGCCCCGCUCACAGCCUCACACAGACCCCGAAGCCUCAGCGCUGCCCUGUGCCUCUGACCGCAGUGCCUCCCAGUUCUGUCUGUGCAGGCCAGAAGUGCCGUGCGUGUCCCGCUCGUGUCCCUGCCGCUGCCGGCCCCGUCGCACGGCUGCAUUUGGACAGCGCUCGCCACCCGCCGGCCUGGGGACGAUGGGGAAGGGCUACAAGGUGGUGGUCUGCGGAAUGGCGUCUGUGGGGAAAACUGCGAUUUUGGAGCAGCUUCUCUAUGGAAAGCACACUGUCGAACUGUUCCUAUGGCUCCUGCUUCUGCAGUACAAUCCAGCCCAGCAUGAAGCUGAGAAGCAGGCUCAAGAUGUCAGUACUUGCCUCUCUGGUGUUCCUUGGCUCUUUUUCCCUAAGGGUUUAGAAGAGGGUGCCACAAUGGAAGAUGUGUACUUGGCAUCGGUGGAGACGGACCGAGGGGUGAAGGAGCAGCUGCGGCUGUAUGACACCAGGGGUCUGCAGGAGGGCGUAGAGCUGCCCAAGCACUACUUCUCUGUUGCUGAUGGCUUCAUCCUCGUGUAUGCCAUCACCAGCCUCGAAGCCUUCCAGAGAGUUGAACAGCUCAAAAAAGAGAUUGAUAUCUUCAGAGACAAAAAGGAGGUAACAGUUAUCAUACUGGGAAAUAAAACGGACCUCCUGGAGCAACGACAAGUGGAAACAGAAGCAGCGCAGCAAUGGGCAAGGGCUGAGAAAGUGAGACUGUGGGAAGUGACUGUGACAGAUCGGAAAACACUGCUUGAGCCAUUCACUUUCCUAGCGAGCAAACUCUCCCAGUCCCAGAACAAAUCAACAUUUCCCUUGCCUGGAAGGAAGAGCAAAGGGAAUAACUGCGAUAACUAAGCUCCCUUUAAUGCUGUCUGCCGUAGCCAGGUGCAGCCUAAAUCCUUUCUAUGCCUUUUGCUUCACGCGGUUUCACUUAAAGCAAUAAUCUCAUUCAGCAAUAAAUCAGCAAGCUUAUGGCUAA